Molecule: messenger RNA, 1025 nt
Organism: Lolium perenne
Lineage: Eukaryota; Viridiplantae; Streptophyta; Magnoliopsida; Poales; Poaceae
Product: GPI-anchored protein LLG1-like
Source: RefSeq, a predicted model, not a curated record
CGCCACUAAUUAAUUGCAGCUGUAGGCAACAGCAACAGAGCUUACAAGCACCAGCGAGGAACGUCGAGGCACGCACGUGGGCUCGCAGCCUCUCUUCUCCUCUCCUCUCCUCCCCCAGCGCCGUUCACCACCGGCGGUCUAGAUCCGAGAAGGACAAGCGGGGUUCCAACUGCGGGGAGUCGCAGCAGCAGCAGCAACAGCAGCGUGCGGAAGCUCUCGCGUCUGGGCGGAGGGACGCGCGCGCGAUGGCCGCGGGCCGCGGGUUCUUGCUGCUCCUCUUCACCGCCGCCGUCCUGGCCGGGCUCGCCUCCGCGUCCCCGUUCAUCUCCGACAGCGUGUUCCAGGGGAGCGCCGGAUCUACGGGGAGGAGCUUGCUGCAGGCCAAGAAGAGUUGCCCGAUGAACUUUGAGUUCCAAAACUACACAAUCAUCACAAGCCAGUGCAAAGGGCCGAAAUUUCCUGCUAAGGAGUGCUGCGGCUCUUUCAAAGAAUUUGCAUGCCCGUUUAAUACGUACAUCAAUGACGAGAGCAAUGACUGUGCGUCGACAAUGUUCAGCUACAUCAACCUCUAUGGCAAGUACCCACCAGGCCUGUUUGCCCAUGAGUGCAGAGAAGGCAAGGAAGGGCUUUCUUGCGACGGAGUCCCCCAGCGAGAGGUUGUUGCUAGUAGUGGCCAAAGGCAAGGAAGGGCUUUCUUGCUUGCUUUGAUUACUCUCGUGUGUGUAUCAUUGCUGUUCCACUGAGUGAUGAUAAUACCACUAUUUCUCCGAAGGUUUGUUAAGUGAUGAUGAGGCUAUGAAUACGCCUGCUGCUCCUCAACGGGAUCUUGACAUCUUCCUUGUUGUAAAAUCGCUUGUAAUUUUAAUUUAUGUCCAGUUGCAUAUUCUUUGGAGUCUCAGCUGAUUGCCAACUUAGAAUUCACCCAUUUUCCGUUGUAUUGUACCUCUUACACUAUAUUAUGUCUCACUCACGUGUAUAAUGGUAUCUAUUUUGUUUGGUCAUAGAAAGGAGUUUGUUAUACAUCA